This is a messenger RNA of Phytophthora nicotianae INRA-310, 219 nucleotides long. RefSeq lists its product as hypothetical. Lineage: Eukaryota; Oomycota; Peronosporomycetes; Peronosporales; Peronosporaceae. The coding region runs from base 1 to 219 and encodes 72 amino acids. The transcript is spliced from 2 exons. The record is from RefSeq and is a predicted model, not a curated record.
AUGGACAAAUUCGACGCCAUGAAGGCUGACGUGCGUGUGGUGAAGGAGGUCGGCAUCACGGCGGGAGCUUUCAAAGCUUGCGAUCUGUUCGUACUAGACCUCGAGGCUCAGUACCUGGGUGAUUCACCGAACCAGAUCGUCUCUGAUGUCAAAUUAGCAGCCAUGUUGUCACGACCAGUGGUAUACGCGUCGCCCACUGGAUCAUUACAAAACUCGUAG